Messenger RNA from Saccostrea cuccullata (small rock oyster), 2414 nucleotides. RefSeq lists its product as uncharacterized. The coding region runs from base 201 to 1775 and encodes 524 amino acids. The transcript has 2 exons. NCBI's taxonomy places the organism in Eukaryota, Metazoa, Mollusca, Bivalvia, Ostreida, Ostreidae. Gene Ontology annotation, molecular function: ubiquitin protein ligase activity; protein binding; translation repressor activity. The record is from RefSeq and is a predicted model, not a curated record. Gene Ontology annotation, biological process: proteasome-mediated ubiquitin-dependent protein catabolic process; protein polyubiquitination; negative regulation of translation.
UGUAUAGAGACUGUACUUGGAGAUCGAUCAACAGGGCGGCCAUUACUGAAGUCAGUCACAAAAUCUAAUGAUGGACCCCCGUACCAGUGCCCAGGACGUGAUGCGAUGUGACCUGUGCGAGACUGCUGUGGUACAGAUGCACUGUGAUACAUGCCUUGUCAACCUGUGUACAGCGUGUGUAGGAAAACACAUGAUAUCUGAUGAAUCCAAGGACCACAAGGUCGUCAAAUUUCAGGCCAGGAAAUCUACCCCCCUCUACCCUGGAUGUAAACUCCAUAGAUAAAGAACAAUGUAAAAUGUACUGUAAUCAAUGUGACAUUCCUGUCUGCCAUAAGUGUAUCGGAUCUGAUCAACAUCUAGGUCAUAAGGUAUCAGAAAUCUUGAAAGUUGUGGAUGAAAGAAAGACUAAAUUCAUGAAAGAACAGACUGAAUUAAAUAAGACAAUUUAUCCCACCUACCAGGACAUUGCCUCUGAUGUACAAAACAGAAUGAGUCAGUUAGAAAAGGAAUAUGGAGAUCUCUCAACAGCCAUAACAAAACAUGGAGAGAACUGGCACAGAGAAAUUGACAAACUUGUCCAGAAACUUAAAGCUGAAGUUGAUGAGAUGAAAAACACACAGUUACAAACUCUACAGAAACAUCUGGAUGAAAUAAACAAGACAAUAUCUGACAUCAAGGAUGAAUUCGAUUCAUUGGAAACUACAAUAGACACCAAUGAUUUGUCAAAACUGUUUAGUGUCACGUCCAAUGUACACACAUACAGAAAUCUUCCACACAAAAUCAAUCCAUCUUUACUUAAAUUUAUUCCAGGAAAAAUCCAAGGAGAAGAACUUAGUAAGCUGUUUGGAGCCAUAUCAUCAAGUUCUUUGACAUCAGAUAAACAUGACUACAGCAUGAAGACAACACAGAAAUCACCAGAAGCUGGAUCCUCUCCUCCAGUCAAACAGCUGCUUGAUGAAACAGAGACUGUCACCACCAUAGACACUCGGUAUAAAUAUGACCUUUACAAUGUGGCCUGUCUGAGUGAUGAAGAAAUCUGGACAAGAGGAGAUGACAACAUCAUGAAACUCUACAGCAUCAAUCAGGGAUCACUACUCAAGUCAAUCAGAACCAAGUCAAGGGACAUACCAUUUAACAUAGCAGUGACAAAAAGUGGAGAUCUAGUUUAUACUGAUUACAUUGAUAGAACUGUGAACAUUGUGAAGAAUGAGAAGAUAGAGGUGAUCAGACUACAGAACUGGAGACCUAAUGGUGUCUGUAGUACCUCCUCUGGUGACCUCCUGGUUAUCAUGGAAAGUGAUGAUGGCAAACAAACAAAAGUUGUCCGUUACUCUGGCUCCACAGUGAAACAAACCAUUCAGUUUGAUGAUAAAGGUAAACCUCUCUAUCAACCUAGUUCUUAUAUUCUAAGAUACAUAACAGAGAACAAGAACCAGGAUAUCUGUGUGUCUGACAUUGGAGCUAAAGCAGUAGUGGUGGUCAAUCAGGCCGGGAAACUGAGAUUCAGGUACACUGGACAUACUCCUGCUCCAAAUAACCGACCAUUCGAUCCACUAGGAAUCACCACAGACAGUCAGGGUCACAUCCUUACAGCUGAUUAUAACAAUAACUGUGUCCACAUCAUAGACCAGGAUGGACAGUUCCUCCGUUACAUAGACUGUGUACUGAGUGGACCCUGGGGAAUGUGUAUAGAUACAAAUGACAAUCUGUUUGUUGCUCAAUAUGGAAAUAGACAAGUGAAGGAAAUUAAAUACAUGUACAUGUAUCUGCAGUGAUCUACAUUAUUGUGUUGUACAAUUAGAGGUAUGUAAUAUACAUGUAACUGAUUUAUCAGUAUGGUUUAACUAUGGAAUCUUGUAAUAAUACAUAUAUCAGUCAUAUUAUCAAAUAAUAUCUUUUACCAUUAAAAAAUAAUGGAUGUCCAUUGAAAAUAAGUUAAACUUUGAUGUGUUUUAUAAUGUAUGCUUCUGAAAACUUUUUGUUUUGCUCAAUAUAGGCUGCUGUAGUACAUUGUAUAAGAAAACACAAGGUUUUAGGAUAUUUCUCCAUACACAAAACACUAUCUAAGAAUUAUUUAAAAACUGCCAAAAUAAUUCAAACCCAAUUUGAAAGAAUCUUUUCUUCUAAAUUUUAGAGUUGCGAAAUGAAUUUGACAAGAUUUCCACUGCAUUAUUUGAGGAAAACUUUUUCAUAGUGGCUAAAUUUUUUUUCACACAAAAAUAUUUUUUUCCAGCAAUUAUAUUUAAGAUAUACCCAAAAUUUUUAGUUAAUGCCUAGUUUUUCCUAUCAUUUCAUGGACAAGGAGAUCAUCAAAUGUUAGACAGAUUUUUUCUUUAUUAUCUUGUAAUCUUGCCUUGUUUUUGUGAAUGAGAUGUCUACACUUGAAGAGACAGAUUUCCUGUUAGUACUCGGUG